UUGGGUGAGCCUUCCUCAAGGAACAAGCCAACAUCCGCAUUACAAUCCAUAUCAGCUGGAUGGCUUUUGGAUUGAGGUGCCAUAGGAACGCCAAACUCACAGCAAAAUUUGUCUGGCACGCCAAGCACAUUUGUUUAGGAAAGGAGCAAACGAUGGGGGAGCCGAUUAGAGUAGAGGCUGGCGAUUUUGCUGUUCGUCUCACACCAGGCAGUAAUGCUACAUGUAUUGCUGAUAGGCACGGCUUCGUAUGCAUCGGUCAAAUAGGAGAACUAGUGAACCACUACAUCUUCCGGCCGCAUGACGCUUCACAGGAUCCACUUCGACUUGAACAGGUUCUCGUAACCCUUCCGGAAGUUGAAUAUGUGGAAAGGCAGGUCAAAGCGCCACGUAGUAAAAGGGGUUGAGAGGACGUGAAUUUCCAGCGGCAAUAAACCAAAUAUUUGAGCAUAGGUUCCUCUAAUUCGGU
Spizellomyces punctatus DAOM BR117 is the source of this 466-nucleotide messenger RNA. RefSeq lists its product as uncharacterized. NCBI's taxonomy places the organism in Eukaryota, Fungi, Chytridiomycota, Chytridiomycetes, Spizellomycetales, Spizellomycetaceae. The record is from RefSeq and is a predicted model, not a curated record. The coding region runs from base 60 to 404 and encodes 114 amino acids. The transcript has 3 exons.